UGCAGAUUUACGCAGAGCUCCGGCUUUUAGGGGAAGGGCUUGUUUAACAGACGCUAACCGAUCUGGGAUCGCCGGGAGAUCUCCUGUCAAAUUCAACAUGUAUGUGCAAUUAAAAUGUGUGGCUUUGUGAUUUUUACUUAAUCUCCUGACCAGGGGGCCUACCCGAGGCUGGGCUUCGGCAUGAUCAGAAGCGAUGAUUCCCAGUCAUACGAGGAGCUCAACGGUGAUGGAUCGGACAAGCAGCCCGAUUUCCACCAAAGCAUCUUUGAUGACCCUGACGUCGAGGAACCCAAUGGCAGAAGCGUGGCACCGGACGAGGACCUCCCGGAGAGUGGCCCGUCCCUGCGGUUCAGCAAGGCGUGCCUGAAGAGCGUGUUCACGGUGUUCCUGAUCUUCGUCUACCUGCUGCUGACCACGGUGGCUGUGUUCCUGGCCUACCAGACCAUCACCGACUUCCUGGAGAAGCUCAACCACCCCGUCAUGUCCGUCAUCUACAAGGAGGUGGACUUCUUCCCCCCCCCUGGCAUCGCUCUGUACCCGGGUAAAGCCCAGCUGCUGAGCUGCAAACACUACAACCACAACUACAUCCCCCCGCUAGUGGCUCCCGGAACCCCGGAGGUGGGGGACUGCACCAUGGAGCAGGUGUCCUACGUGGGCCCCUUCACCAACCAAACCCAGAAGCAAGCGCUGGUGGUGCAGGGGCCGUCGGACGUUCGGAACAAAGAGGUGAUCUUCAUGCAGUUCAGCCUGACGGACGCCGACGAGGACUUCAGCGCCAUCACCUACAUGCUGUUCGCCAAGUUCGGGGACCUGGCUCUGAGCCCGGAUAAGCCGGCCUUCAUGAUGGACUGUGAGAAGAACUACUCCAUGUGGACCUUCUCGGGGGGGUUCCGUACCUGGGUGAAGAUGUCGCUGGUGAUGACCUCGGGGAAGAAGGACGACGCGGUGGAGUUCCGCCAGGAGUCGGGGGUGGUAAAGUACAACGACCGGCGCACCAACAUCACCGACGAGCUCUUCUUCGUGGUGUUCGAGUGGCGGGACCCCUUCAUUCAGGAGAUCAAACUGAUCGUGACGGCCAACCCAUGGAACUCGGUGGCCAUCUUGUGCGGCGUGUUCAUGGCGCUGUUCAAGGCGGCUAACUUUGCCAAGCUGAGCGUCUCUUGGAUGAUCCGCAUGAGGAAGAGGCACCGGAGGAACCGGGCCCGGGAGCUCAACAGUGUGACCUGAGGGUCGCCCGCAACACUAGAGAAAGAAUGCUCCUGAUUCUGAUGUUCACUUUGACAUGCUGCAUCCAAACCGUAUCCCAUGUCGGGGGGCGCUAAAGGCUUUAGCCUUUAUCCCUUAGCAUUAGCAUUAGCCUUUACCUAAAGGCUAAAGGUAUUAGCAUUUAGCGUUGAUGCUUUCACAAAUUGAUCUGGGUUUUUGGACAUACGUUGCAGGACCAAGUUUUGCUGCUGAACAGGGAGGUUGUUGACGUAGAAGUAAUCGAUACAGAACUAAUUGAUCAGGACCUUAUUGAUAGGUAACAUGUUAACAUGCGUUAAGUUCCUUAAGGGAUAUAUGG
Gadus macrocephalus (Pacific cod) is the source of this 1564-nucleotide messenger RNA. RefSeq names its product proton activated chloride channel 1 (gene pacc1). The record is from RefSeq and is a predicted model, not a curated record. Bases 181 to 1227 code for a protein of 348 amino acids. The transcript is spliced from 8 exons. Lineage: Eukaryota; Metazoa; Chordata; Actinopteri; Gadiformes; Gadidae.